Messenger RNA from Ambispora leptoticha, 3822 nucleotides. The record is from the annotation of a GenBank genome assembly. Lineage: Eukaryota; Fungi; Glomeromycota; Glomeromycetes; Archaeosporales; Ambisporaceae.
AUGGCUGCUAAGAAUAGUGCAAAUGAGGAAAUCAUUACAAUAAUAACAGAUAACUCAAAAACACUACCUGAAAUUGAUUAUGAUUUUAUUGAUACAUUGCCUCCACAAAGAAAAAUAGAGGGAAAUGACAAAAAUGAUAUUGAGAUAGAUGAACACAAUGAGAAGAAAAAACAAAAACCUAAACAAAAGAUUAAAUUAUCUCAACUAUUUCGCUUUGCUACUUUCACCGAUAAACUUUUAAUGAUAUUGGGAAGUGUGGGUGCAAUGGGAAAUGGAGCAUCUUAUCCCUUAAUGACAAUUUUAUUCUCGGGGAUCAUUCAGGCAUAUCUCGAUUUUACCGCACAAAUACUGAAAGAUCCGUCCAGUGCAAAAAAUGCGAGAGAUGCUUUAAACGAUGAUCUUCGAAAAAAUUUAAUUUAUUUAUUGGCACUUGCACUUGGUGCUUUUCUACUUGGCUAUAUUCAGCUGGCAUUUUGGGGGCUCGCUGGUGAACGACAAGCAAAGACUAUUCGUCAAUUAUAUUUUGCGGCAGUUUUACGACAAGAUAUUGCAUGGUUUGAUUCGGUUGCUACGGGAGAGAUCGUUUCACGUAUUUCCAGUGACGUUGAAAUAAUUCAAGGCGGAAUUUCAGAGAAAUUAGCAGGAAUCAUUCAAGGUGUGACCACAUUUUUUGUGGCAUUUAUAAUCGCAUUUGUCCAAGGCUGGAAACUUGCAUUAGUCUUAUGCUGUAUUAUACCAUUGCUUACUGCUUCUGGAGCCUUUAUAGGAAAAUCAGUAUCUUCUUUUACUACUCGUGGACAAGAUGCUUAUGCCAGCGCUGGCACGAUAGCUGAACAGGUGCUUUCUGGUAUUAAAACAGUCACUGCAUUCGGUGGUCAAGAACGUGAAGCUGCACGUUAUAAAAAAAAACUUGACGUUGCUUAUGAACUAGGAAAGAAACAAAGUAUCAUACAAGGUGUCGGAAUCGGCACAAUAAUGUUCAUCUUAUUUUCGACAUAUGGGUUGGCGUUUUUUUAUGGGGCAAAACUUGUUGUUAAUAAAGAAAUGCAAAGUGGACAAGUUGUUAAUGUAUUCUUUGCGAUAAUUAUUGGUGCAUUCUGGCUAGGAAAUAUUGCGCCAAAUUUAGGUAGUCUCAGUUCAGCGUUAGGUGCGACGGUAAAAUUAUAUGCUGUUAUUGACCGCGUACCUGUUAUUGACGUAACCUCUGACGCUGGCCAAAAACUUGAUAAGUCCUCAGUAAAAGGACGAAUCGAAUUCAAAAAUGUAAAUUUCCAUUAUCCGUCACGCCCAAACGUGCCAGUUCUUAAGGAUUUCAAUUUGACCAUUGAACCUGGUCAAACUGUUGCUCUGGUUGGCAGUUCUGGCAGUGGAAAAUCGACUGUCGUUAGUCUACUUGAACGUUUUUAUGAUCCCGUUAGUGGACAGAUUCUUUUGGAUGGAGAAGAUAUUCAGAAUAUCAAUAUUAAAUCACUUCGUACACAAGUUGGUUUCGUCGGUCAAGAACCUGUUCUUUUUCCUGCAAACGUAAAAGAAAAUGUUCAAUGGGGUGGUGCGAUUGAUGAACAAACACCGACUUUGGAAGAUGUUAUCGAGGCGUGUAAGAACGCCAAUGUCUAUGAGUUUAUUAAAAAAUUACCAGAUAAAUUUGAUACAUUAGUUGGUGAAAAAGGCGCUUUAAUGUCUGGGGGUCAAAAACAAAAAAUCGCAAUUGCACGUGCUCUAAUAAAAAAUCCGUCAAUUCUUCUCCUUGACGAAGCCACUUCAGCUUUAGAUACAAAAUCGGAAGCCUCCGUACAAGAAGCGUUGGAUGCUGCGGCAAAAAAUCGAACCACAAUAAUUAUUGCUCAUCGAUUGUCUACCGUGAAAAAUGCCGAUAAAAUUGCCGUCAUGUCAAAAGGAGAAAUUGUUGAAAUAGGAACUCAUGAAGAACUAAUUGCGCGGCAAGCUGUCUAUUACGGUUUAGUCAAAGCUCAAGAAUUAAAAGUUCAAAAAGAUAAAAAAGCUUCUUCAACUUAUUCAAUGGAAGAAAUCAAAGCUGAAAAGGAGGAACAAGAUUUUAGCAAAUUACCAACACCAUGGUUUCGAAUUGUUAAAUUGAUUCGAUCUGAAAUUUGGUUUAUUCUUAUGGGCUCUCUUGGAGCAGCUAUAAUGGGCGCUGUCUUUCCGUUGUACUCUUUAAUUUAUUCGAAUAUUUUGGAAGUUUUCUCGAAACCUGAUCCGAACGAGAUAAUACGUGAAGCAAAUUUUUGGGCUGGAAUGUUUGUAGUACUUGCUGCUGUCGCAUUUAUGAUUACUUUGCAUUCUUCAGCGAUUACGGGAUGCAGGCUUACUGCAAAAAUAAGAGACAUGACAUUCCGAGCACUUUUAAGACAAGAAAUGGCAUUUUUCGAUGAUGAAAGAAACGCAACGGGGGUUUUAACUUCAAAAUUGGCAACUGAAGCUACACAAAUUCAAGAAUUAGUCAAAACUUGUGGAACAGUUGUGCAAACAACAAGCGCUUUGACUGCGGGAUUGCUGAUUGCUUUUAUUAAUGGAUGGAAAUUGACAUUGGUCGUAUGUGCAGUAUCACCUUUAAUGGUGAUUUCUACUGGCUAUGCUAUGAGAAUUCGCGCAGGUGUCGCGUCAAAGAAUGUCAAAGCUUACGAAGAUUCCUGUAAAAUUGUCCAACAAAGCGUUUCGAAUAUGCGAACAAUUGCGGCAUUGAAUCGCGAGGAAACAUUCAAAACAAAAUACAAAGAUUCUAUUGUCGAACCGCAUAGAACGGUUACUCGUAGUACAUUAAUCGUUGCCAUCGGAUUUGGUGCGUCUCAGGCUUUUCGAUUUGGUGUCUGGGCUUUGGCAUUUUGGUACGGUGGAAAACUGUUAGGCGAUCAAGAAUAUGGUUUGAAUCAAACGCUUAGUGUGUUGUUUGCCGUUGUGUUUACCGCUCAAAAUCUUGGACAAAUAAAUACGUACACCCCUAAUACAGCUAAUGCGAAAAUUGCUGUAAUAUCCGUUUUCAAAUUGCUUGAGAGAAAAUCAUCAAUUGAUCCAACCGAAAUUGAAGGAAAAAUACGACCGGUACCGGUAACUGGUGAAUGUAAUAUGUCUAAAGUCGAAUUCAGAUAUCCAGCACGACAAAAUGUCAAAAUUCUAAGAGGUCUUGAUGCUGAAAUUCUCGCUGGAAAGAAUGUUGCAUUAGUCGGUCCAUCCGGUUGUGGUAAAUCUACUAUUGUCUCUUUGUUCCUUCGAUAUUAUGACGCUGACUCUGGCACUGUAAAUGCUGAGCGUACAAAUGUCAAGGAUUGGAAUCUCGAAUAUUUGAGAUCAAACAUGGCGUUAGUUGGUCAAGAACCGGUUCUUUUUGAUAUAACUAUUGGCGAGAAUAUUGCGUAUGGAAAAGAAGGAUGUUCACAGGAAGAGAUUAUUGAAUCGGCAAAACGAGCAAAUAUUCAUAAUUUCGUUAUGAGUUUACCAUCAGGAUAUGAUACGCCUGUUGGUGAAAAAGGACUUCAAUUGAGCGGUGGUCAGAAGCAGCGCGUCGCAAUAGCACGAGCAUUAAUUCGAAAUCCGAAACUAUUAUUAUUAGAUGAAGCAACAUCAGCACUCGACUCCGAAUCUGAAAAAGUUGUACAAGACGCUCUAGAUCGUGCCUCAACCGGUCGCACUACUAUAACAAUAGCGCAUCGUUUAUCGACGAUACAAAAUUGUGAUUGCAUUUUAGUGUUUAGAGAAGGGAAAAUAGAAGAAUCAGGGAAACAUAUGGAUUUGAUUGCUCAUCGUGGACUUUAUUAUGAUUUAGUCACACGUCAGACAUUAACGAAAGGAAACGAGGAUAUUUAA